Messenger RNA from Aspergillus neoniger CBS 115656, 2109 nucleotides. Its product is annotated as cytochrome P450. Gene Ontology annotation, molecular function: iron ion binding; heme binding; oxidoreductase activity, acting on paired donors, with incorporation or reduction of molecular oxygen. NCBI's taxonomy places the organism in Eukaryota, Fungi, Ascomycota, Eurotiomycetes, Eurotiales, Aspergillaceae. Bases 394 to 1929 code for a protein of 511 amino acids. The record is from RefSeq and is a predicted model, not a curated record. The transcript has 2 exons.
CUUAACUAGUCGGCUAAGCCUAAUAUUUGAGAUAAGUUCAAGUUCCGCCUAUAAGACAGGAGUAAUAAUGAUGAUCAUCUUUGGGAACGUAAAAUUGGAUCCAUUAUGGACUAACGUGGCUUUCAACGUCGACUUUGGAAGGAACAUGAGUGUUGGCAGGUAACAGACCAAUUUGCACCUCUCGUUCUGGUUGCAUUCUCAUAUAAGAUCGAUCUUGGGUUCUGAGCUCUCCCAGUGAAUGCUAAAUGAAGUUGAGUAGAAGGAUGAUCUCUGAGCCCAUCCAACUAUACACGCCCUCGCUUAGCGAUCUACUCACUUUGACUUUCGAUAAUGCUGGAAAGUGUGCUACGGUCUUUUCAGGAUCAGCGGGAGAACUUAACAAGUACAGCCAUCAUGGAUCUCUUGGGGUGUGUAGUCAUCGCCCUCGCUGGCUACAUCAUUUACCAAGUUUGGUUCCAUCCACUGUCCUCCUACCCUGGCCCAUUUGUCGCCAAGCUGACCAACCUCUACUCGGUGGUUCACGCCAUACGCGGCGAUCGCCAUGAGGACCUAUACCGCCUGCAUCAACGCUAUGGGCCCGUUGUGCGAAUCGGCCCGCAGCGCGUUUCCAUUCUGGAUGCAAAGGCGUUGGAGCCCAUCUAUGGCUUCCAUGCCAACGUUCAGAAGGCCAAGUCGUACACCAUGUUUUAUGGCGUGAGCAUCUUCACUGCCAUCGAUCGCACAGUGCAUGCCCGCAAACGUCGUGUCAUGUCUCAUGCUUUUUCCAGCCAAGCAUUACGUGGGAUGGAACCUCAUAUCUUGUCAGCCAUCCGCGACUGGUGUGCCGCUUUGAUAGAUCGGCAUCCCGAUGAGCAGGUGCCAUCUGCGCCCUCCAGUCCUGGCAGCUGGUCAAAGCCCAAGGAUAUGGUGCACUGGAGUUCCUGUGUGAUCUUCGAUGCGCUUGGGGAGAUCUGCUUCGGCAAGACAUUCAACACCUCUGUCAGCGACGCCAACCACUUCUUCUUCCCGCUGAUGGCCUUGAACCUCCGUAUCAUGAACAUUUGUGGGCAGAUGCCUAUUCUACGCUCCCUGGGUUUUGAAAAGUAUCUUCGGCGUGGCACCGUCGCCAAUCGCCAGCGACAGAUUGGUUUCUCCCGGCAGCAAUUGCGGACUCGGCUGGCCGCAGAGUCCACCCAGCGUCGAGAUAUUAUCUACUAUCUGCAACAAGCACGGGACCCAAAGACCAAUGAAGGCUAUUCUGAGGCGGAGUUGAUGUCAGAGGUUAUGACAUUGCUAGGAGCCGGUAACGACACUACGAAUACAACAUUAACUGCCAUCUUCUACUACCUUGCUCAUAAUCCAGCUUUCCUUGCCCGGCUAAGCGCAGAGAUUCGUACCGUCUUCCCUACACUGGAGGCGAUCGUUGCCGGUCCCGAUCUGUCGCAGAUGGCUUACCUCCACGCUUGUAUCGAUGAAACCAUGCGUGUAUGCCCGCCUGUGCCUACUGAUCUGCCACGAGAAGUGCUCCCUGGAGGGCUCCGAGUAGGAGAGUGGCAUUUCCCAGCUGGCACGGUUGUCGCGGUUCCCACCUACGCGUUGCACCACAGUGAAGAACACUUCGACCGCCCCUUUGUGUACGAUCCAAGUCGGUGGCUAUUGUGUGGCAGCAAAGGCACUGAGCAAGGCGAGGGGGCGAGUGCUGAGGUGCUCAGUCGGCAGCGACAGGCCUUCGCACCUUUUAGUAUCGGACCGCGAGCGUGCAUCGGGCGGAAUGUAGCCAUUCUCGAGCUCGAGCUGACUAUCUCCCGGGCAUUGUGGAUGUACGAUAUACGACUGGCACCGGGGACGGAGCAGUUGGGCGUCGGCUACCAAGGAGAAUACAAGAUCAAGGACCAUUUCGCGGUUGGAAAGGAGGGCCCUGUGCUGCAGUUUCGGAUGCGACAGAAAUGAGGUUGUUUCUUGAUUGUGUCUCGGGCGGGAGUUCAUGGUUCGCUUCAGAACAAGGUCAUUCCCCAUUCCAUUAAGGUUCCUAGCCAAGUGUUUCUGAAGCAUGUGUACUAGCAAAUCGCUGGUACUUUCAGUUGUCCCGCCCCUAUCGGGGUAUCAUGAUAUCAUUGAACUAUAUUUAUA